Messenger RNA from Linnemannia hyalina, 885 nucleotides. Lineage: Eukaryota; Fungi; Mortierellomycota; Mortierellomycetes; Mortierellales; Mortierellaceae. The record is from the annotation of a GenBank genome assembly.
AUGAGCAACGCAUACAGGGCCAUCGAGAUUGACGAUGACGAGCUCAAUAAUGCCACGGAGCUGCAGUUUCAGAAUUUCCCAUCGUCCAACACGACGACGAACCCACCUGCAGGAAACAUGUCCUCUGCAAACACGCCACAACCUCGGUCCACAGGAUUCGGCUCGGCGAGUAUCUUUGAACCUGCUCGUCCCACAGCUCAGCAGGAACAGGCAGCAAAGAGCCCCAUCUGGUCGAUUGCAUACUACUCGAGGUUCUUUGACGUCGAUACCAACCAGGUCAUGGAGCGCUUAUUUGCAAGUGUGAUUCCCAAGGACAACUUCUUGGAAGUCAUGGGUGGAAGGCCCGAUCUCUAUGGACCGUUCUGGAUUGCGACGACGGUGAUUUUCGUACUGUUCGUGACAUCGUCGAUUGUGGACUCGAUCAACGCCUACCUCAACAAAACGACAUACCAGUACAACAUCUUCCAGAUGACAUUUGCCUUUGGAACCAUCUACACCUACGCCUUCAUCAUCCCCCUCCUCGUCUGGGGCGCCACAAAGUACUUUGGAUGCCAACCUGAUCUCCUCGAGAUGUUGGCCCUCUACGGGUACGCCCUGACGAUCUGGAUCCCUGUGUCAGUCCUCUCUGUGAUCCCAAUCGAGCUGGCUCGAUGGAUCUUAUUGGGUAUUGGUGCUGGUGUUUCGGGUGUUUUCCUGAUCAGAAACAUGUACCCGGUUCUGCAGCGCGCUGAGGCGCAGAUUGCCAAGAUUAUCCUAAUCCUUGUGAUUGUCCUCCAUGGUGCUUUGGCGUUGGUUCUGAAGUACAAGUUCUUUGCAUAUAAUGCUGCGCCUGAUGCUCCUCCUACCGCACCUACUCCUCCUACCCCUGAAACCCCCAAGUUUUAG